ACCUGCCGCUUCUGCUACUUCCUCCUCUCCCCACCGCGUCGCCAUCCGUCCCCUCUUUAGCAUUUGAUCAGUUCCAGGACAAAUGUCAUUUACAGUGUUUGAAUCUUAUUAAUCGUCGCUUCAACUCCUAUAACCGCAAUCGAGCGCUGCAACUCUACGAUCGAGCACUGUUACUCUCAGAGCUGCCGGAGUUUUGGCCACGGAAGCCGAUGAAGCUCCUCGUGUGCUUCCCUUUCAGCUUCAGUUCGACCAACCAGUUGCCUCUCAGAUUAAAAUUUCUGAGUGGAAUCCGGAAAAAGGACUUACUCGCUAUGGUUACCUAAGAUUCAAUCGGCAGUGACUAUGGACGAUUUCUCCUGGAAGGUGCAUUACAUCUUUAUAGUUACAAGGAUCAAAGAAACAUGCACUCUUAAGGUAUCUGUAGAUGUCAAAUGGAAAUUGUUCCAAAGUUUAAAGUCCCAUACUGUUGCUGUUGUGUCUCUAAACUGGGAGGAGGAUGGACAACUAAUUAGGGACGAUUUUAAUGAAAUCUCAACAUAUGAGAACUGUACUUCUCACUUUUUCCCUCCUGCUCCAAGAGUUCCUUGGAUGCCUGGACUUGUAUCUGGAGAUACUGGCUUCAUGGAUGAUAGUGAGGAUUCAUUCCAAAAGCUGUCAGAGUGUUCAUAUCAACGGUUUAAUAUUAUGUGCAGUGGAGAUAAUGAUGGAAACAUUUUCUUUAGCAUAGUUGGAAUUUUUCCCAUUGGGAAAAUUGUAAGUUAUUCAUCUAUCUUGGAAUUAGCUUUCUACAUUAUAUUGAUUAAUAGGGUUGACAACUAAAUGUAUAUUUUUGUGUUUCUUUUGGCACUGAUCUGUGGUUUAAUCCUGCAUUAGGUCUCAUUUCAGCUGCUCGGAUAACAUCUAGUUGACACAUUAAAAAAGUUAAUAUAAUAGCAAUGUUUUUAGAAUGCAAGCUCGGCAUGUGAGCUGCAUCCUGAUUGAUCUAGGUUUUGUUUAGUUUUUUAUGUAGUUUAUUUAUGUUCUCAUAACUGUUUUUACAUUUCAUUAGAAACUUACUUUCUUGUUUUCCUCUAUAUUCCAUAACUUUGAAUUUUUUGGUGAAAUUUGUGUGCCAGAGCCCAGAAUAUACACAAGUUGUCCAUUCCUUCUUCCCUCAUGGAUGAACAAGCUUCUUACAGAUUUGUAAAUGGUUCCAUUUCAAAGGUUGCUUGGUCAAAAGACCUUUGUCAUUUGAUAGUUAUGUGCGCUAGAGAACUUAAUGAAGAUAAUCUUGAAUCAACAGAGAGGCAAAUGGGUGGACGUGGUAGAGGCUUGCAUUGCUUCCUAAUGGAUACUUACAUAUUUUGGAAAAGGUAACUUUCAAGAGAAGCUUGGAUUACAAAUUCAUUAGUGUUUGGAUUUUAUUUCAUUCAGAUUCAGAUUCAGAUUCAGAUUCCUAGUGCUUCUUGCUCUAGGUUUUACAGCAAACAAGCUGCUUAUUUAUUAUAAUAUUUGGGCAUUGUAUGAUAAAUCAGAGUCAAUAAAGGAUAUCCUACCCA
Messenger RNA from Rubroshorea leprosula, 1538 nucleotides. The record is from the annotation of a GenBank genome assembly. Lineage: Eukaryota; Viridiplantae; Streptophyta; Magnoliopsida; Malvales; Dipterocarpaceae.